Oppia nitens is the source of this 1218-nucleotide messenger RNA. RefSeq names its product acyl-CoA desaturase-like. Gene Ontology annotation, cellular component: endoplasmic reticulum membrane. Gene Ontology annotation, biological process: unsaturated fatty acid biosynthetic process. The record is from RefSeq and is a predicted model, not a curated record. NCBI's taxonomy places the organism in Eukaryota, Metazoa, Arthropoda, Arachnida, Sarcoptiformes, Oppiidae. Gene Ontology annotation, molecular function: stearoyl-CoA 9-desaturase activity; iron ion binding. The coding region runs from base 52 to 1218 and encodes 388 amino acids. The transcript is spliced from 5 exons.
UCAACAACACAAAGUUAGCCGACACCACACAUACAUACAUACACACACAUUAUGGCACCGGUAGAUCAAAUCGAGGAGCCAGUGCUUCGUUGCCGUAAUAAUAACAAUGAUGUACUACACGAAAAACAUCACCCGACUGUCCACAACCAUCAUCAACAACAGCAACAACAACAACAAAACGGUGUCAACUCUCUGGGGAACAACACAUAUAAGCUAGAGAUUGUUUGGCGUAAUGUCUUCAUUAUGUCUCUAUUACAUAUCGGUGCCCUGUAUGGCGCCUACCUGAUGAUUACGGCUGCCAAAUAUCAAACAGUUAUCGCCUGGUUUCUUAUGUAUAUGUGCUCAGGUUUGGGCAUAACUGCUGGCGCCCACCGUUUAUGGUCUCACCGUUCAUACAAAGCCAACCUACCCCUGAAGGCACUGUUAUGCAUAUUUCAGACAAUGGCCCUACAGAACAGCGUCUACGACUGGUGUCGUGACCAUCGGGUGCAUCACAAGUACUCGGAAACCGAUGCCGACCCCCACAAUGCCAACAGGGGGUUCUUUUUUGCCCAUAUCGGUUGGCUAUUGUGCCGCAAGCAUCCCGACGUCCAACUCAAAGGCCAAUCGGUAGACAUGAGUGACCUGUGGAACGAUCCGAUGCUACGGUUUCAGCACCGGAACUAUCGGCCGAUGAUAUUAGUGUUUUGUGUGAUUGUGCCGACACUCAUACCGGCGCUGUUUUGGUCGGAAACACUGUUCAAUUCAUUUUACAUAUGCUUUAUGUUUCGAUAUAUCUAUACAUUAAACAGUACCUGGCUAGUUAAUUCAGCGGCUCAUAUGUGGGGCAAUCGUCCAUAUGAUGUAACCAUAAAUCCCAGAGAGUGCGGUUUUGCCACAUUUCAAACUAUGGGCGAGGGUUACCAUAAUUAUCAUCAUACCUUUCCCUGGGAUUACUCGGCCUCGGAGUUGGACUGGCAGUACAACUGGAAUUUUACGACAUUUUUUAUCGACAGUUUCGCCCGAAUCGGUUGGGCAUCCGAUAGGAAACGUGUAUCCAAUGAUGUGGUCACCAGUCGUGUGGAUCGUACCGGUGAUAAACAGCUGACCACUGGCCAUAUAGCUAGCCGUCAAAGUUUCCUACAAUUUUGUUUGAAACAUUUGACAGCCACUGGUAUCGGUAUGGCUCACCUGUGGAUACCGUUUAUCAUUAGGUUUCUAAUUAAUUUAGUCAACUAA